GAACAAUUCUAAUAUGAAACUGGAUACCUACAUCUGGACUUUUGGAGCCACCCCAAUUUAAAAUGGCCACAGCUAAGCAGCCUUAUCAAACAAAAGAAGAGAGGGUGUGACCAUAGUUACUGCUGCUGAGUUUCACCUGAGAGCAAAAUAAGCAGCCUUCCUCAGCUCCCACACAGUGACAGGGCCUCGAGGGACGCAGACGUUUAAUCUCUUCCUGCUCCUUAAGCUGCCGGGGUUKAAAUGGACCUUUUGUUUACGAGCGUGUGGCUGAAGGUGGCCGUGCUGGUUCUGAUAAGGACUCAGCUGACAGCAGAGGCGAUGACAAUAACCUCUUCGGGGCCACAGACCAUUCAACAGCCCGAGGGACAGACGGUCACCCUUGGAUGCACCUACACACCGGGGACAGGGGACACAGGAGACCUGGACAUCGAGUGGUCCAACGUGAGCCCAGACAUGACACAGAAAGACACGCUGAUCUUGUCCUAUUCAGGGGGGCAGACGCACGUCUACGACUCCAGCUACUCCAACAGAUUAAAGUUCUUGGCAGAUCCGAAUCAGGGAGACGCCUCCGUUGCCAUCUCCAGUGUGAGGCUCUCAGACACCGGCACCUAUCAGUGUAAAGUCAAGAAGUCACCAGGCGUCGACAUGAGAAAAGUCACUCUAGUUGUGCAGGUUCCUCCCUCCAAAACCAAGUGCUGGGUUGAAGGCAGCGAGGAGAAAGGCGGCUCCGUCUCCCUGCGCUGCAAAUCCUACCAGGGAACUAUUCCUCUCACUUACGUUUGGACGAGGGAGACCGGCGGUACGAUGCCGAACACUGCGACCCAAGACCCCAAUACUGGAGAGCUUCUGAUAAAGAACCAUACAGACAGCAACACUGGAGUUUACACAUGUGUGGCUAAAAAUUCAGUCGGUCAAGACCAGUGCAAAUACACACUGGGUGCAUACAACCCAACCAACAAAGCGGGCAUCAUCGCCGGUGCRGUGAUAGGCGCUCUGCUGCUGUUCCUCCUCCUCCUGCUUCUCAUCUGGUGCCUGAUCUCCUACUGCAACAAGAAGCGCUACCAGAAGGAGGUUUCAAAUGAAAUUAGGCACGACGCUCCCGCUCCAGAGAGCAAACCGCCCAGCCGAGCAUCGAGUGUUCGAUCCAUGGUGGGGUACCGCACKCACCACGGGGUCCAGUACAACGCCGUGGCGAGCCCCCUGCCCAGUGUCACUGAAUCUGCCCCCAUCGUGGCAGAUGGCAACAACGGCACGCCCUCUGAAGGGGCYAGAGGGGCUUCCUUCAGAUACGACCCUCAGUACGGAUACGCUGUGUAACCGCGAGCCUGAAAACAAAAGAUCUUAUGUAAGAGACUUAAAGUGCAAUCCUAUGUUUGGCUGGAGAACAAUAGUGUGAGACUACAGACUUACUGUUUCACUGCUGGUGUAACAAAAACAGGACCUCAUUACACAAGUUAUCACUCUCACAAAUUUAUCUAAAACUAAAUGUAAAAUGUACAUAGACGACUGUAUAUUUAAUCAGGGUGCUUUUUUUAACGUAAAUGUGAAUUUAAUGCCUUUUUUAUAUGUACAGAAUAAAAUCUUUUAACUGAUGAGUCAA
Austrofundulus limnaeus is the source of this 1600-nucleotide messenger RNA. It is a transcript of the gene vsig8b, whose product is annotated as V-set and immunoglobulin domain containing 8b. Lineage: Eukaryota; Metazoa; Chordata; Actinopteri; Cyprinodontiformes; Rivulidae. The coding region runs from base 241 to 1317 and encodes 358 amino acids. The transcript has 9 exons. The record is from RefSeq and is a predicted model, not a curated record.